Messenger RNA from Argiope bruennichi, 1847 nucleotides. RefSeq names its product probable isocitrate dehydrogenase [NAD] subunit beta, mitochondrial. The record is from RefSeq and is a predicted model, not a curated record. Gene Ontology annotation, biological process: isocitrate metabolic process; tricarboxylic acid cycle. The transcript has a single exon. The coding region runs from base 63 to 1223 and encodes 386 amino acids. Gene Ontology annotation, cellular component: mitochondrion. Gene Ontology annotation, molecular function: NAD binding; magnesium ion binding; oxidoreductase activity, acting on the CH-OH group of donors, NAD or NADP as acceptor. NCBI's taxonomy places the organism in Eukaryota, Metazoa, Arthropoda, Arachnida, Araneae, Araneidae.
UGCCUUUUCUAAGCUGUGUAACGCAGAAACGACCUUUUCUGUUCUUGAGCUACGAAAACAUUAUGGCGACUCGCAAAUGUCUGUAUAAUCUUAGCAAAGGAGUGGCUCUCUUUAAUAAAAUACAGCUUAAUGUCGCUGCAAGGCAUCUUCGCACGUUGUAUUGGUCGCCGGUAUACAGUGAAGAGCAAGCAAAAAGCGCUUCCCAAACACAUAACCGUGUGAAAUGCACUUUGAUUCCAGGUGACGGAGUCGGCCCCGAACUAUGCCAAUCGGUAAAAGAUGUAUUCCAAGCCAUUAGUGUUCCAGUUGAUUUCGAGGAAUUGUUUCUCAGCGAAGUUCAUCAAUCUAUGAGUGUUUCAGUGGAAGAAGUUAUUCAAUCACUGCAGAAAAAUGGCGUCGCCCUCAAAGGAACUUUACAGUCACCCUUCAGCACUCAUACAGGUGAGCUGCAAACACUCAACAUGAAACUUCGUAAAGAGCUGGAUCUAUUUGCCAAUGUUGUACACGUGCGUACGUUCCCUGGUGUCAAGACACGGCACAGCAAUCUCGAUUUUGUUAUCAUCCGUGAAUCAACAGAGGGUGAAUACAGUGCUUUGGAGCACGAAAGCAUCCCUGGUGUGAUUGAGUGCCUCAAGAUUGUCACUAAGGAAAAAUCGCAAAGGAUUGCCAAAUUUGCUUUCGACUAUGCUACAAAACGCGGCAGGAAGAAGGUAACGGCUGUCCACAAGGCAAAUAUUAUGAAACUGGGUGAUGGUUUAUUUCUCCGCUGUUGUGAAGAAGUCGCUGAGCUGUAUCCACAGAUUGAAUUCUCCAACAUGAUCAUUGAUAACACCUGCAUGCAACUCGUGGCUCAUCCUGAGCAAUUUGAUGUGAUGGUGAUGCCAAAUCUUUAUGGUAAUAUUAUUGAUAAUUUGGCAGCUGGCCUAGUUGGUGGUGCCGGUUUAGUUCCCGGUGCCAGCUACAGUUCUGACUGCGUCAUCCAUGAACCUGGUGCUCGUCACACUUUUGGUCAUGCAGUUGGAAAAAAUAUUGCUAACCCUACUGCAAUGCUGUUUUGUGCUGUCGGUAUGUUGCGUCAUGUGAAUUUGAUGUACUAUGCAAACUUGAUUGCAGAGGCUGUAGAAAAAGUUUUAAAAGAAGGAAAGAUACGAACCAGAGAUCUAGGUGGAUAUUCUAGUACAACCGAUUUCACACAGGCUGUUAUCGAACAUCUUCCUCAUUAGACUAUUUGAAAUAUGUAGAAUAGUCAUUGACAGCAUAGAAUAGUCACAGAUGAUCAUGUAAGAGUAUUUAGAUCAAAAAAUGGAAUUUUCAGAAAACUGUUGUUGCUGUUUGUUAGGAUAUUUUAUGAAGAAGAGUGAAAUAAUCUCUACCAUGAUCGAGAUACUGAGUGUGAUAAAAAAUAAUCUAGUCUCGUACCAAUACAUAAUGAGCUAGACAUUUUUGCAAAAAAAUUUAUGUGUUCUAUAUUUAUAGAUUAAAUCUAUCAUUAAAUGCAAGGUAGAAUUUUACCGUUAUUCUCCCAUUUACAUUUCCUAAACUUUCAUAAGUAUAUUUUUAAAUUGUAUAAAAGUUCUUAAGUCACUUUAAAAUUGCUGCUUCCAAAAAUUUACCUUUUAUUUUUUUUAAAGAAGGAAAUUCAAUUUGCAAUACUUUAACUGUACCUUUGGGGGAGGGAGGGAUUAUUUGUAUCAAACUUAUUUGUAUUGUACAAUUUUUUUCCUUCUGUAAUUUUAAUAAUACCAGUGAAACAUGCAAAUUCAAUAUCUGCUGCAUACUUUAAAAUAUAUUGCUUGUAGAUAAGUUGUGUUUGUAUAGCCUGAAAUUAAAUUAUUGAAUGCCUGUGA